Molecule: messenger RNA, 768 nt
Organism: Uloborus diversus
Lineage: Eukaryota; Metazoa; Arthropoda; Arachnida; Araneae; Uloboridae
Product: N-acylneuraminate-9-phosphatase-like
Exons: 2
Coding region: 1-768 (255 amino acids)
Source: RefSeq, a predicted model, not a curated record
AUGAAAAAAUCAAAAUUGAGUCCACAAUUAGAAAAGAUUCCAUCCAACUAUUUUGAGGUCUUUCAGUACCUCCAGAACUGCAACGUACGUCGUUCUACAGCUCGCGAAGCAGUCGACAAAUUCUACAGCUUCGUCCGAGAAACACCCCAAGACCCAUCCAACGAGGACGGUGACGUAGAUGCUUGGAGACUGAUGCUGUGGAAGCAGGCCUUGGGGCCAGGCCUCUCAGCCAGAGCCUCCACGGCCUACGCCAUUUGGAAAGAAAUCCGAACUCGGCACCUAUGUCUGGGUGCCGAACUGGAGGACCUGCUGUUGGAAUUACGCAAGUGCUACAAGUUGGGUCUCAUUACCAACGGGCCAUCGUCCGCCCAGUGGGACAAAAUCCGACGGGUUAAUGCGUCCAAUUACUUUGACGUCAUCAUUGUGAGUGGUGACGUCAAGCAUGCCAAACCAAGCCCAGCCAUUUUCGAGGAAGCCUUCAGAAGGCUGGAUGCCUCCUCUUUGGAAUGUGUUAUGGUGGGUGAUAGAUUGGACACCGAUAUCAAAGGUGCCAUGAAAGCGAACUGCGCUGUGACUGUUUGGGUGAGUGAUAGUGAUGCCUCCUUAGAAGACGUGCACCCAAAACCAGAUUUCAAAGUUUCGCACGUCAGGGAAAUUUUGGAUCUUCUCCCUGAAAGUAAAGGUUUUUCUUCUUUGUGUAAGAACAGGACAUUAGGAGUUUUCCACAGUUUGAGAGAUGAUGCGCAACAGUGGAGGAAGGAUCAUUAG